AUGGAGCUCGAAGCUUAUACAGAUUGUCGUAGUGUUUCAAACUUCUUCAACAAUAACGCCAUCGACAAUCGAAAAGCUUAUUUAUUUUCCAAUUGUUCUGUUAACAUUUCACAAGUGGCUGAAUUGAAUCUCGAUUCUCUCGACUUAUCAUUAGACGAAUAUGAAUCACUUGUUUUGAAAAUGAUUGCCGGCCAUCAAGCGGAGAUCAAAAAAUUGCAAAAAAAGUUGGCGGACGUCCGGACGAAAAAAAUGCACAUGCUUAUCGUCAUGAGCAAUAAAUAUAAAGAGCAAAUUGAUAAUUAUUGA
Caenorhabditis elegans is the source of this 306-nucleotide messenger RNA. It is a transcript of the gene ZK228.10, whose product is annotated as DUF4806 domain-containing protein. The record is from RefSeq and is marked reviewed. Lineage: Eukaryota; Metazoa; Nematoda; Chromadorea; Rhabditida; Rhabditidae. The transcript has 2 exons. Bases 1 to 306 code for a protein of 101 amino acids.